AUGCAUUUGUUUUUUAGUCCGUCUCGUGCCCCACAGCGCUCCCUCCGUCGCGUCGCCACGAUCCGAAGCAUCCCACGCCCACAGUUUCGUUCGCGUCGUGAGCCUCGACUAAUCCGUGCGCGUUCAGCGCGUUUCCUAACCCUCUGUGCUGCGCGCGCGUGGCGGAGCGGAUCUUUCAGUGCACGGGGUUGCGGGGAUUAUCAUUUGAAGAGAUUAGAAGGAGCGGUGCAUGGGGUGAAGGAGCGAAGCGGUGCAUGGGGUGGGCGACGAAGCGGUACAUGGGGUGGGCGACGUGGAUCAUGUAUGGAGACGGGCGGGAUGAAGGUCAUUGAUGGUGGCGGGCUCCAUGGCGCGGAGGGGCGUUUGCGUGGUGAUCAACACGGCGCUGCACGACGCGACUCCCUCAUCACAUCCGUUUUGAGUCACGCGACCUCUGUUCCAGCGGGCAUUGCUGCGGGCGUCACACAGGUCGCUUCACAGCAACUCAAGCUGACCUGCCCUGGCGUGGGCCUCUCAAGGCGCGCCCCACCUCGUCCUCUCCACUCUCCCCCUUCUCACCGUCACUUGAUAACGCCCACAGCAAACCACCUCACGGCCACGCACAUCGACAUUGGUGAGGGCAUGGAGAGCAGUGGGGGGCGUUGCUUUCUUCCCUCCCUUCCUUAUCUCCCUCCUCUUUUCUCCCGUUCUCUCCCAAUCCCACCUCUUCCCUCCUUGUUCCACCCUUCCCCGCUGCUCGUCCCACUGGCAUCCUUCUCGUUUGGGCAUUCCCCCUUCCUCCCUCGUGCAUAUCACCCUCUUUCCCCCCAGUGGCUACGCGAGGCAAACCAGUCCUUCAAGCCAAAGUUCUCUGUAUAG
Closterium sp. Yama58-4 is the source of this 858-nucleotide messenger RNA. The record is from the annotation of a GenBank genome assembly. Lineage: Eukaryota; Viridiplantae; Streptophyta; Zygnematophyceae; Desmidiales; Closteriaceae.